Messenger RNA from Suncus etruscus (white-toothed pygmy shrew), 1264 nucleotides. RefSeq names its product golgi phosphoprotein 3 like (gene GOLPH3L). Gene Ontology annotation, cellular component: Golgi cisterna; trans-Golgi network; cytosol. Gene Ontology annotation, molecular function: phosphatidylinositol-4-phosphate binding. Gene Ontology annotation, biological process: Golgi organization; retrograde vesicle-mediated transport, Golgi to endoplasmic reticulum; Golgi vesicle budding. The transcript has 4 exons. The record is from RefSeq and is a predicted model, not a curated record. The coding region runs from base 8 to 865 and encodes 285 amino acids. NCBI's taxonomy places the organism in Eukaryota, Metazoa, Chordata, Mammalia, Eulipotyphla, Soricidae.
GGUGAGAAUGACCACUUUAACUCACCGUGCCCGUCGCACUGAAGUCGGCAAGAAUUCUGAAAAGAAGGUGGAGAGCGAGGAGGACACCAAUCCAGAGCGAAGUCCAGAAAGCGAAGACUCCGGAGACUCGAAGGAUAUCCGCCUCACCCUCAUGGAGGAAGUCUUACUCCUGGGACUGAAAGAUAAAGAGGGCUACACAUCCUUCUGGAAUGAUUGUAUAUCAUCUGGCCUGCGAGGGGGCAUCCUAAUAGAGCUGGCAAUGAGGGGUCGAAUCUAUCUGGAGCCCCUCACUAUGCGCAAGAAGCGACUACUAGACAGGAAGGUACUGCUAAGGACAGACAGCCCAACUGGUGACGUGUUACUGGAUGAAACUCUCAAACACAUCAAAGCAACUGAACCCACAGAAACUGUCCAAACAUGGAUAGAGUUACUGACUGGUGAGACCUGGAAUCCCUUCAAGUUGCAGUAUCAGCUGAGAAAUGUCCGAGAACGGAUCGCAAAAAACCUCGUUGAGAAGGGCAUUCUGACCACUGAGAAACAGAAUUUCCUCUUGUUCGACAUGACUACUCAUCCGGUCACCAACACGACGGAGAAACAGCGACUCGUGAAAAAGCUUCAAGACAGCGUCCUGGAGCGGUGGGUGAACGACCCUCAGCGAAUGGACAAGCGGACACUCGCGCUCCUGGUGCUCGCCCACUCCUCCGACGUCCUAGAGAACGUCUUCUCCUCUCUGACCGACGAGAAGUACGACACGGCCAUGAACCGGGCCAAGGACCUUGUCGAGCUGGACCCUGAAGUGGAGGGCAUGAAGCAGAGUGCCACAGAGAUGAUCUGGGCUGUGCUGGCUGCCUUCAAUAAAUCCUGAGGCCAGCAGAUGGGGUGUGUCUCCCAUUUUUCCCUGCUGGCUGGCGAUCUAGACCGUUCAUGGAUUUGUGAUGAAAUAUUUUCAUCGUUUUCUUCCCUUUCUCCUGAAUCAGGCUUGUGAUGGAGGUAGUGAUUCCAGGGUCUCUGCAUCAGGUUGAGUCAUAGUAAGCUGGCUUUAUUUCUCUUUCUUCAGGAGUAAGCUAGGUGCGCCCACUCCUGAUCAACAUUUUCGCUCAAGUUCACCUCCCCUCAGUGUGCUUUGGAGUACACAGGGGUCUCUACGUGGAUUGGGGCAUUCCCCAGUACCAAAUGAGCACCAAAUUUGAGUGAGACAGAGUGAAACAUUUCAACAAGUGUUUUCUAUCGUGUUUUCUAUCUGAAAUACAUGUUUUCCAUAGUU